This is a messenger RNA of Lutzomyia longipalpis, 1520 nucleotides long. RefSeq names its product L-dopachrome tautomerase yellow-f2-like. Bases 33 to 1439 code for a protein of 468 amino acids. Gene Ontology annotation, cellular component: extracellular region. The record is from RefSeq and is a predicted model, not a curated record. NCBI's taxonomy places the organism in Eukaryota, Metazoa, Arthropoda, Insecta, Diptera, Psychodidae. The transcript has 2 exons.
UGUUUUCUUCCCUAAAGAAUCAAGUUCUAAGAAUGAAGAAGAUUUUUCUUGGCUGUGUCCUUCUUUUAACUACCCUCAAUUUGUCUAUUUGUGGUGAACAAAUUGAAGCUGAAGAAAUUUAUACGUGGAAAAGUGUGGAGUUUGAAGAUUUACCCACUAUAGAAAAAUCACUUUUGGGCGACUACCCGUACUACAUUCCAGAAAAUAACAAUAUAGUCGAUAUUGGAUAUCAUGUAGCAAGUGGAGUGAUGUUGGUUGUAAUUGUACGUGCAAGACCAGGUGUUCCUGUUGCAUUGGGUGCCUUUUGUGCUAAGGAAUACGAAUCAGGAUCAAGCCCCAAAAUUUGGGGUUUUCCCAACUACGAAGUGAACACACUACCGGAUAAGAGUUUCAGUGCAGCACCUCUGGAGGAUGAUAAGAAAGGCGAAUUACUCACAUUUGGUGAACAAGGCCUCCCUUAUGGUCACAAUUUACCAAUUUAUUACGAACCUAGUCCAGCCAUUGGGUCACAAGAAUUGGAUAAAUUAGUUACUCUCUACUACGUAACGAUAGAUGAUAAAUGUAAUCGCGUAUUUUUCGUUGAUAUUGGCGUAGUUAAUUACUACCGAAAUACCACGUAUUACGUUCAGAAUCCAGCUUUAGUUGCAAUUGACCUCCCAACGAAUGGAUGCGACAGCAGAGACUUCCCUACCAAUAGACGAGCUGAAUUUCCACCGAAUAUUGCUGCAAGGGGAAAUGAUGGAUACGGGAGCGUAGUGCUGGAUUAUCAAGCAAGUGGAGAAUGUGAUGAUCUCUUCUUGUACAUCCCUAAUGCUUUCUAUGACUUCCUCCUUGUCUACGACUACAAAAAUGAUAAAUUUUGGAAUGUUAACCAUGAAACUUUUCAUCCCGUUUUACCUGAAUCCUUUUUCAUUUUUGAUAAAACUUUUCCCUUUCAAGCACCUUUCGGCAUUUACCCCAUAACUCUUGGCCAGUCAGAUGAAAAUGGUGAUCGUAAAUUUUAUUACGCUCCCAUGGCGAGUCUAAAUCUAUUUUCUGUCCCCACAAAUAUUCUAAAAGACAGUACCAAGUCCCCAGAUAAGUACGGUGAGGAUGAUUUUAAGUUGGUUGGACAGAAGGAAUCACAUCAUCAAUCUACCUCUGUGGUAAUUGAUCAUAACACCGGCGUAAUGUUCUUCGGGGGAACUGAAUCUAAUCAAAUUCUCUGCUGGAAUACCAAAAAACCCUUCAAACCUGAAAAUAUUGAAGUGAUUUAUGAAUCAGAAAAUCUCCUAGUUGCAUAUGAUGUGAAAAUUGAUGCAGAAAAUAAUUUGUGGUUCAUCUCAAAUCACAUUCCUGUAAUAUUCUUCUCAGACAACGCGCUGGAUCUCAAUGAGAUUAACACGAGAGUCUUUCGUGUGAAAGUUGCAGAUGCAAUUAAGGGGACAGUUUGUGAAUAAUAAAUAUAAUUGUGAGGAAAAAAACAUUCCAGCGAGGCAACGUUGUGAUGUGACUAAUAAAUUUUUUUAAAGAUUAAAAAA